UUUGAAAUAAGCCAGAAAAAUCAACAAACACAAGUUGUGAACGGUGAGAUUUUUUCGCUUCAGCGUUGCAGUAGUAUCGCUGUAUAUACGGGACGUACCUUUUCAUAUCAACAGAACGACUUCGAGAGACAUGAAACAAACUUUUCUGAGCGAACUUUGUCAGUGUUUGUGCCGUUAGCUUAUGCUAGCAGUCGAGCCAUGCCUUUACGGUCGGUACCGUCGUCAUAGCAGCUUUUAACCGACAAACGUGAGCCGUUGGAACAAUGAUACAGGUUUUUGCUGUUUGAGUGAUUAGAUAACAUUCAGUUACACAAGGAAUAGCCAAGCUAAUCUGAUAUCUCACCAUGAACCCAUCCAAUCCGUUUGGUAGUCCACAAGGAGGAGCUUUCCAAGCUCCAAGUAGCACCAUGAAGACUGGCUUGUUCCCGUCAUUUGGACAGCAGAGUUCCAGCAGUCAGCCCCAAAGUAUGGGUUUUUUUCAGCCAUCCGCAUUUGGACAGCCGUCUGCCCUGAACCAAUCGUCAACCCAUGGAAGUACCAUGUUUGGACAACCUCCUACCUUUGGACAGCCAUCUGCACAGACCUCAUCGUUGCCUACAGUAAGCACGGCGUUAGGAAUGAGCAGCUCGGGCUUUAGCAGUAGCACACCACCAGCUUUUGGACAGACUAGUGGACCAAAUCAGAGCACAGUUUUUGGGCAGGUACCUUCAUUUGGGCAACCCUCUGCCUUUGGUCAGCCUCCAGGAUUUGGCCAGCAGACCACAGGAUUUGUCAAACAGCCACCAGCUUUUGGCCAACAAUCAUCUGGGUUUGGAAACUCCCAGAUGGCUACAAGUGGCUCCACCACUGCCUUAGGGCAGCCUCAGCCACUUGGUUUUGGACAGCCUGCAUUUGGACAGCCAUCGUCUACCACUGUUACCACCAGUGUAUUUGGUGCAGCUCAGACCGUGACACAGAGCAGAGGCUUUGGAUCAACUGAAUUCAGCUUCAAGCCGGCUAAUGAAGCCCUUUUCAAGCCCAUCUUCAGUGCAAGCCCUGAGCCUGCUAAUCCUCAGACUACUACAAUGUCAAGCUCACCUUUUGGUAGUGGUGGCUCCCAGACAAGCUCAAGCACCAUGACUACCAGCAGCACCACCACUGGCUUCACUUUACUGACUGGCGCUAAGUCUGGGCCUCUGGGCUUCAGCUUCUCACAACCAGCUGCAGCCCCCUCUAUUUCAGCUCAGAACAAUCCAUUAACAACUGGCAAUAGCAGUGGUCCUACCACCGCCCUUCAGUUUACAUUUUCCCAGCCAGCUGCCCCCUCCAGCUCCAGCACAAAGGCCUCCACCACAGAGCCCACCACCCCAUCAUCUUUUAGCUUUUCAGCCAAAACCUACCAAACACAGCCAGCACCCCUUUUUGGGGGAACCAAUUUCGGUCAGCCCUCAGCUUUUAGUGACACCAAAGCUAAAGCAGAGAUCGGCGCUGACGAUGAAGGGAGCAGCAUCGCAGGCCUCGGGGACACAAAUGUCUUUGCACGAUUGGGCAAAGGCACCAAGCGCAAGGAUGAUCCAGAAGUGUCUGGUUUGGAAAAGCCUGCUGCUGAGGAGGAUGUUCCACCUGAAGGGGAUUCACCAAGACUUCCCUCAAAGAGGCCGCUAAUGAGGUCCCGAGGUGCACUAGGAGGCUUAUUUACUAGAGCACUAUGUAGUAUUCGUAAGGAUGGCAUUAACCCAGUGAGGCGAGAGGCCACAAAGGAGACUCAGCAGCAGCAGCCACCAACGUGGGAGACGGAGAGGGAAGAAGUUCAAGCUCAGAGCGAUAACCUGUCAGUCGCACCCCCGGCAGUACAGACACUGACCAGGGAUGUGGUGGAAAAAGCUGAGGAGUCAACCUUAGCAGCAGCCCCAGACCAAACAACUGAAACCGUGACCCCUGUGAGACGUGGCAUGCGCAGCGAGAGCUUGGACAGUUUGAGCGGGAUGUCUCCCACUGACUGCACCACCAUCAUGUGCAGAAAUGUUCCUCCAGCACUGAACAAAAAGGAUACCAUCGAGAAGCACUUUGCUCGUUUUGGCAAAGUCCGUAAGGUCUUCUGCCGGCCGGGAAAGAACCUGGCCAUAGUGCACUUCGAUGACCACGCAUCAGCAGCAAGAGCAAAGAAAAAAGGCAAAAUCCUGCACAGACAAGAGCUCCUUCUCCUGUGGCAGAGAAAGAAGCAAAGUCCAGGGGACAAAAAGAGCGGACCUGCAGCAGGAAAGGAGGAGGCAGAGGGAGAAAAUCAAGAGGACGCAGAGUCCAAGGCUGCUUCCUCCCCACUCAGAAGACCUCAACUCAGACCUCCUGCACUCAGCAGCAUGGCAACCUUCAGCCGCAGCUCUCCAGUAAAGAAGUCGUCCCUGGCCAAGACCCUGCAGUUCGACACCGAAUCCCAGAAAGAGAGCAGCCCUGACACCCAGAGCUCAGAGCGCCCCGUCCCCUCCUCCCUCCUCCCUCUCAUUGGCCAGGUGGCGGAGACCGCUGAGGACAAGUACCGCAUCCUGGAGCAGAGAGACAAGAUCCUGCGUCAAGGUCGGCCCAAGCGUACAGACCUGGACCUGUCUAAGGUGUUUGUGGGGACGUGUCCCGACAUGUGUCCAGAGAAGGAGAGGUACAUGAGGGAAACGCGAAAGCAGCUCAGCUUAUUUGAGGUCAUCCCAAACACUGAAAUGGUGGAUCACACAGCGGCCAUCAAGGAGUACAGCCGCUCAUCAGCUGAUCAAGAGGAGCCCCUGCCCCACGAGUUGCGCCCCCUGCCUGUGCUCAGCAGGACCAUGGACUAUCUGGUGACUCAGAUCAUGGACCAGGACCAUGAAAACUAUCGAGACUGGUAUGACUUUGUGUGGAACAGGACCCGCGGCAUCCGUAAGGACAUCACCCAGCAGCGCCUAUGCUGCCCUCACACAGUGUCACUGAUUGAGAAGUGCACACGCUUCCAUGUACACUGCGCCCACCACCUCUGUGAAGAGCAUAUGUCAUCUUUCGACGCCAAAAUCAACAACGAGAACAUGACAAAGUGCUUGCAGAGUCUCAAAGAAAUGUACCAGGACCUGGCUGCACGUCAGGUCUUUUGCCCUCAUGAGGCUGAGUUCCGCCAGUACAACGUGCUGCUGAAACUUGAUGACGGAGACAUCCUACGUGAAGUGCAGCAGUUCCGCGACGAGGUCCGUAACUCCCCUCAGGUGAAGUUUGCAGUGCAGGCAUUUGCUGCAGUCAACAGCAACAACUUUGUGCGAUUCUUCAAGCUGGUGAAAGGAGCGUCGUACCUCGCCAGCUGCCUCCUGCACAGAUACUUCAAUCAGGUUCGAGCUAAGGCCCUUAAAACCCUUAACAUAGCCCACACUCUGGGUCCACGACAAACUGCGUUCCCAGUUGAGGAUGUAGUUCGGAUGUUAAUGUUCCGCAGCACUGCAGAAGCAACUGAUUUCAUUCAACAAUACGGCCUCAACGUCAGUGAUAAUAUCGUCGAGCUAAGUCGAAACGCCUAUCAGGAGCCAGAGCUGCCCCUGUCCCAGAAGAAGUCAGUGGUCAUCCUUGCAAAGAAAACAGUGUUGAUAGGAGAGGUGGUGAAUGGAGGCCCCCUUCCAAACCCUCCCCAGCACACCCCCGUCUGCAGCUUUGACUCCCAGAACAAGUACCGUGGAGAAGGCCCUCUGGCUGAGUCCACGUCAAGCCAGUUCAAAGCCAUUCCUGACAGGGUGGAGAUUAUGGCGCCACCCAGCAUGGAGUUGCUGUCUCAGGUCGUGCCAGUCAAGGCUCCAGAUGCGCCCACUUCAUUUGGCCUGCCCACAGCUGUUCCAGAGGAGGGUUGGCAGCCCGGUGAAUCGUAUCAGCCUGUAGCUCACCCAGCAGAGCCCCAGCAGCUGUUCCAGCCCAUCUCUCAACCACCGCCUGUCAAACCGCCGUCGCCUCCACCCAAACCUCAGCCAGUGUACAGCAAUGAGGACAUUAAGGCUGAGCUCGACUGUGUGAUAGAAGAAGUGCUCGAUGCAGCAGUGAGGGAGGUAGCCGAUGCUGGUGCCAGCUACGCCACAGCAGCUCUCGCGGAGAGCAGUGAGCAGGUGGAGUCACUGGUGGGUGAGGUGUUGGGACAGAUGUUGCAGGAUGUGUCCUCCACCGAGAUCAAGCUGGAACAAGAGCGUGUCGCAGAAGAGCAGCGCAAGCUUGAAGAAGCCCGGAGGAGACAGGAGCAUGAGGCCUUCCUGGCUCAGUUCGGCUUCUCUCUCUGCACCGAGAUCAUCAAUGAAGUGUUGGAUGAGACCAUACAGGAGACUGCCAACUCCGAGAUCCAAGAGGCAGUGAAUGAGAAAGCACAACGUGUGGCUAAAUGCACAGAGCAGGUGUGCUCCAGCCUCGUCGAGGAGACUUUGAAUGCAGACAUAGCUCUGUUGGUUGAAGCCAUCCUCGAAGCUGAGCUGCAGCGCAUCCACAAGUACAUCAAGAGGUGGCGCGAUGUGGUCGCAGUCCGACGUCAGCUGAAGAGACAGAUGAGAGGGUUUCCUGCAGCUCCUUGCUGUGUUGACCCUCGUUUCAAACUGAAGGCUCUGGCCCCCAGCGCCCCUGCUCAGCCCUCCCUAGCAGAACUGGCCCGUGGUCUGGUCAACCUGGGUAACGCCGGCACAUUAGCCCUAUCAAGCACCAGAUUGUUGAAAAUGAGACAAGGAGCAAUCCACCAGAUGAGAGUCCACUACUACUAUCAGCAGCUACUAGAUGAGACGGUGUGGGCUCCACUCGACCUGCCAGCACUGGUGACAGAAAAUAUCCCCAACCCUCCUGACAGAAUCUUCUGGAAAGCUGUUCUCCUCUUACCCAGCGACGACGAGAGCGUAGCCAGCGUGGCAGACAGGAUCCUAUCAGACUGGCUGGAGGUGAAACUUGGUGGUGACAAGGGCUCCGAAGUCAGGGGGGAGCAGCCAGAUGGCAUCCUGCAGACCCUCUGUGUCACCAACACACUGCAGGAGAGCAGACGACACACGCACAAAGUCCACAUCAGCGUCAAGGCGUCCCGAGGUCCACUAACUAAUGACAGCCUGUCCAAAGUGGAGGAGUGCAGUGAGCUCCAGGGGACCGAAGCCCUCAUCAUGCUGCUCCCUGCCCUUCCCAUCAUCGAGGCCAGCCACGGCGAGCAGGAUGUGCCUCUGCUGUCAGCGUUGCUUCAGCUCAAACAGCUACAGCAAGCCAGCACCUGGCACUGCCCCCUGCCUCUGGUCAUUCUGGUGCCAGGGCCAGACGGUGGCACUGCCCAAGCACAGAAGCUUGAGGAAGCCUUGAUGUUAAACACACUGAUGGAGGAGGGCCUAAUAUCAGAGUACAUGUUCUUCUUCAUACCAGAGACCACCAGUGACCUACAGGGAUCCAAACAGCUGAGCCAGGCCAUGUGUUGGCUGCUGGCUCGUGCUCCUCCCCCCUCCCCCCUCUCCUUCCAGACCCUGGUGCAGCUCAUUGAGACCACCCUGAGUCGUGAGUUCAGUCCUCGCAUUCAUGCCAACCGCCAGGAGCGAGCCUCUGCUCACCUUCCCCAUCAGGAUCCAGUCCCUGUCAUCCAGUUGUACAACGCAGUCCUGGCUCACGUUGCUGACAAAGUGUCCUCCCAGGACCUCAGCCGACUCUCAUGGCCGCCAGUUGAAUUCUGCCAGCCUGACACUCGUGACUUUGUCCCUCAUCUGGCUUGGAACUCUACCCAGCACUUGGAUUGGCUCCGCAAAGCCAUCUUCAGCUUGCAGCUACCACAGUGGGAGCAGCUUUUUGCAACAGACUCGUGGCCUGAGCUCUGCUCCUCCAUCUUUUGCUAUGCUGCUCAGAUCCCGGUCUCACCUCGCACUCAGCCGCUUCUAAUGUCACGGCUGGAAAACCUUCUAGAAAGGGUCCGACUAAAGAGCCAGCAUACCCGGACCCCUGGAUCCAAGGUAACCAAGGGAAAGCUUAGCGAUGGAGUGGAAAGUGUACGUACGGCCUUCAGUCAAAUUCCAUGGGAUGAUGUGGUGGUGAUUUGCAUUGACCACAAGCUGAAAGACUGGCAGAUACCUGGACCACCUGUCUGUGAAGAUGCUGUGACGGAGGACGGGGAGAUCCAGGUUUACUUCUCUGCAGAAUCACUGAAGGGCUUCGAGCCACCAGCAGAGUGGACACAGGCCGUCACACAGACACACAGGGAGAAGCAGCAAGAGAAGGAUGGGGCGAGUGCAGCUGCCUUCGCCACACCCACCAGUCUGUCCCUCAGGCAGAGGUUGUUCCACAGUGUGAUGGAGCCCGUCGAAGCACCAAAAGCCUCACUGGAUAUCACACACACUCCCACAGCACAGGAGCUGCUGGCCCACAGAGUCCUCCUGAGCUUAGAGGAGGAGAAGACUGAAAGCAAGAGGAGCAUGGAGCAGCUUCAGCGCUGGCUGGAUGGUGACCCUUUGGACCACUUGUCCACACCGCUCUUCAUUCCAUCCUCCACCCUGCUGUCCAUGCCCACAACCAUAACGCACGCCCCCACAACCAGAACCAGAGAGGCCACUUCCACACAGGAGGCAGAGCCUGAUGAGCAGUCGGAGAGAGCAGCCUGGCCUAAGACCUCUCCUGUAUCUCUGACAUGGCGAAUGAAGGAACUCGAACGACAAAUUCUGGCGAGCCGAGAGGAAGAACUGGCCUGCAGACUAAAGCUGACUGGUCUGCUGGGCAUUGUAGAUGACUGAAGAGGUGACCCUGCAGAUAUACAGACUUUUAGAACGUACCAAUUUAUUUACUGAGCUCAUGGCGGUCUAUUAUGUAUUGAAUUCAUUAUUUUGUAAAUUGCCAUUUGUUUUAUCAUUGUGGUGGACAGGUUCACCGAUUGCAAAUGUGUGUAUUAUAGUUAAAGUCUAGGUUUGAAAAAAGAAGAGAGGAAAAUCAGUAUUUUUACACUUGGUUUAAUUUUGUAAUACUGGCUUUGGAUUUAAAACUUUUAAGCGUGUGUGUGCAAGUACAGUGUGUCACAUUUUGUUAGGUUGAGUUACUUAGAUUAUAUUUGUCAAGCUGAUGAAAUGCUUCCACUUUUACUUUUUUGUGGCCUGGUCUUUGUACUGUUGAAGAUGAAAUUGUCAAACAACCAAAUUAUUAAAUAAAAGUGUUAUUUUUCAUGUAA
Molecule: messenger RNA, 7129 nt
Organism: Stegastes partitus (bicolor damselfish)
Lineage: Eukaryota; Metazoa; Chordata; Actinopteri; Pomacentridae
Gene: mcm3ap
Product: minichromosome maintenance complex component 3 associated protein
Exons: 28
Coding region: 345-6701 (2118 amino acids)
Biological process (GO): mRNA export from nucleus
Cellular component (GO): nucleus; cytoplasm; transcription export complex 2
Molecular function (GO): RNA binding
Source: RefSeq, a predicted model, not a curated record